AAUGAGGCCUGCUCUCAGUAGUCAUGUGAUUGUGGGUGUGCCGAAGCAGGAAUCGAAACUGUCUCAGAACACUUCUGUUUCAAAAGAACACACUGUGUCGAGCAAACUGGGUCGAGUGUAACAUCACUGGUGUCAUUUUGAGACAGACAGAGAGAGAUUUACCUUUGUCGAAAACUCAAAACCUUCACUGGAGGGAAAACUGGAAUACUGCUACUUGCUGCUGACGCUGAAUACACAAUGGCUUCCAUAUCAGAGGAGGAUCUCUCCUGUCCUGUCUGUCAGGACAUUUUUAAAGAUCCUGUCGUCCUGUCAUGCAGCCACAGCUUCUGUAGAGACUGUCUGCAGAAAUGGUGGAGAGGAAAACAAAUUCGAGAGUGUCCAAUUUGUAAGAGAAGAUCAUCAAAGGGUCAACCACCUUGUAACCUGGUACUGAGGAACCUGUGUGAGUCCUUCAUACAGGGGAGAGCUCAGAGAGGUUCAGCAGGGUCUGAAACUCUCUGCAGUCUGCACUCUGAGAAACUCAAACUCUUUUGUGUGAACCAUCAGAGGCCGGUGUGUCUCAUCUGCAGGGAUUCAAAAACUCACAAGAACCAUAGAUUCAAACCCAUAAAUGAAGUUGCACAGGAGCGCAAAGAGGAGCUGCAGGAAUCCCUGAAGACCUUACGGGAGAAACUGAAGCUGUUUGGAAAAGUUAAAAGUAACUUUGAUCAAACAGCAGAGCACAUUAAGGUCCAGGCCGUACACACCGAGGAGCAGAUUAAGGAGCAGUUUCAGAAGCUUCACCAGUUUCUACAAGAGGAAGAGGAAACCAGGAUCUCUGCUCUGAGGGAUGAAGAGGAGCAGAAGAGUCAGAGGAUGAAGGAGAAGAUUGAGGCUCUGAGCAGAGAGAUAGCAACUCUUUCAGACACAGUCAGAGCCACAGAGGAGGAGCUGAGAGCUGAAGACGCCUCAUUCCUGCAGAACUACAAGGCUGCAGUGGAAAGAGUCCAGCAGCGCCCCCUGCUGGAUGAUCCACAGCUGCCCUCAGGAGCUCUGAUAGACCAGGCCAAACAUCUGGGCAACCUGACCUUCAACAUCUGGAACAAGGUGAAGGACAUGGUCUCCUCCACUCCUGUGAUUCUGGAUCCAAACACUGCUCAUCCAGAGCUCAUCCUGACUAAAGAUCUGACCAGUGUGAGAUGUGGAGAGAAACAGCAGCUUCCUGACAACCCAGAGAGGUUUGAAAACUUUCGUAUUGUCCUGGGCUCUGAGGGCUUUAACUCAGGGACUCACAGCUGGGAUGUUGAGGUUGGAGACAGUACUUGCUGGUUUCUGGGUGCAGUAAAAGAGUCUGUCCAGAGGAAAGGGAGGAUACGGUCCGGACUGUGGAGAGUAGGACUUUCUAAUCGUAAAUUUAGAGCCUUCUCCCCGUCAGCCUAUCCAGUUGUUCUCCAAGUGAAAAAGAGGCCUCAGAGGAUCAGAGUUAAUCUGGACUGGGAUGAAGGAGAGCUGUCAUUCUUUGAUGCUGAUACUGACACAGUGAUACACACCUUCACACACACUUUCACUGAGAAGCUGUUUCCAUACUUUUGCAAUAGUGAUGAACUCCCAAUUAAGAUUUUACCGGAUGAGGAGGAUGAGGAGGAGGAGGAGGAAGAGGAGGAGGGGGAGGAGGAGCAGGAGGAGGAGGAGGAGGAGGAGGAGGAUAAUAGCGAUGACAACAGUAACGAUUCUGAUGACUAUGAUGAUUAUUAUGAUAAUUAUUAGGUCGUACAAACAACAACCAAUUCCUUAAAGGGAAGUGCUGUGUAAAUUUAUGAAAUGUGAUUUUAUUUUAUUUGACUGUAAAUUAAUAGGCAACCAGGAGACAGGAAAAAUAUGUGAGACAAACAUGGGACAAAGCUACCAAUUUAUCUUAUUUUGCAUGUUUUUUUUCAUUUGCUUGUGUUGUGUCAUUUUGCAUGUGUUCUCUUUUUUUGAGGAGGGUUUCCACUGUGUCAUAAGGAGUGGAGAUGCACAGAUGUUUAACACUCUGGGCCUACAGUACUGGGAAUUAUUUUAUUUACCUGCUAUUUACCAGUUUGUGAGUGUCAUCAGUGAAAUGUUGUUUAAUAUAAUUGAGUAAUUUUCUUAUCAGCAUAUAAAAAAAUAUUGCAGUUGGAGUAACUUGUGUUUUCUAGUUUAUAUUGUUCUUUAUUGUUGAGGCAGUGUGAGAGAUUUUGUUUUUAUUCUGUGUAAUUUCCUUUGUUUCUAACAUUUAAUCUCCUUGAUAGGAUUUUUUCUGUAACCUGCCGUGAUUGUUUGUAGCUUCUUUUGAAGUGCAGAAUAAAAUAUGUGUGUGAAACAU
This is a messenger RNA of Epinephelus fuscoguttatus (brown-marbled grouper), 2326 nucleotides long. RefSeq names its product nuclear factor 7, ovary-like. The coding region runs from base 238 to 1746 and encodes 502 amino acids. Gene Ontology annotation, molecular function: zinc ion binding; protein binding. The record is from RefSeq and is a predicted model, not a curated record. NCBI's taxonomy places the organism in Eukaryota, Metazoa, Chordata, Actinopteri, Perciformes, Serranidae. The transcript is spliced from 2 exons.